AUGAAGUCAUCCUAUGCCAAGCUGACGCGUGGCCGGUAUAAACCCGAGGGUUGGAGCAAGCUGAAGAAGUACUGCGAUCUUGCCAAAGAGGAUGGCUGGGAAUGGGCUUGGAUGGACACCUGUUGUAUCGACAAAACAAACACCUCCGAUACACAAGAAGCUAUUAAUGCCAUGUUUCGCUGGUAUAAGGAAUCCAUGAUUUGCUACGUGUACCUUGAGGAUGUUGACCGAGGGAAAAAAAAUUUCCUGGCUUCCUUUUCUCGUGCGAGGUGGUUUACGAGGGGAUGGACACUACAAGAGCUCAUAGCUCCGACAUCUCUACUAUUCGUUGACAAGAAUUGGCUGGAAAUAAUCGACAAAAACAACGGCCAAGAACACAUUGAGAGGGCCACGGGCAUCGAUCCUGAGAAAUUACGAAAAUUUCAUGAGUGUUCUAUCCGGGAACGCUUUUCUUGGGCAUCACAGAGACAGACAACUUUGAUAGAAGACAGGGCCUAUUCUCUUUUGGGCCUCUUUGGAAUUAAUAUGCCUUUGAUUUAUGGCGAGGGUGAUCGGGCAUUUUUGCGGUUACAGCACGAGCUGAUCAGGACGCACGAUGAUGCAAGCCUUUUGCUCUGGGAGGCGCACAAUUAUAAUGAAGAGAAUGUCAUUCCGCGACGGCUAGGUGCUCUGGCUCCUUCGCUCUCAUGUUUUCAACCCCGAUCCGACGAGCCAGCAACAACCCGGAUUUUGGCGGGGUGUAAUCUCUCUAUCUCAGCAAGUGGUUUGCAUUUAGAUGCCAACUUGAUGUUCCUCAACUCAGACAAGGUCGAUGCAGCCGGUCAGGAAUGGCGCCAUGAUUCUCUUUUCCUGGCUUUUAUAGGCGGGUCAUAUUCCUUCCGGUUUGGAAUUUACUUGAUCAAGAUGUCAUCAGCUUAUGCUCCCGACUCUUUCGAAAGAGUUGGGCAUCUGACCACUAUCCUGAAACCUCCCCCUGGUUGGGAUGGUGGGACCAAUUAUACAAGUUUGGGACUAAGGUCCAUCAUUAUAAAAGAUGGAUUCGACCUUUCUUUCCACACGGCCUUUAUGCGAGUGAGCCCUCUUACGGGAUUCAAAAUCCUCGCAUCAUGCCGCGCGCUACUUGAAUACGACGAUCCAUUGAAUAAUGUUCCAGUGUCAUCUCAAUUCAUCCUGCUGAGCAUUCCAUACAGGAGCAGUCGUUUUCUGUGCGAUCCAUCUGGUAUUCGGAAAGGAGAAUAUUUCAUUACUUCCUUUCCAGAGAGCCUCCUCUAUUGGGAUUUCGACGUCGUCCGCGAUAGUCCAUGGAGAUUCCAGGUUCAACAUGGAGCAAGCGAAAAAUUUGAGUUAAUACUGGGCACCUCGCAGUACAACCCAGAUGCUCUCCUGCUCGCCCCUGGACAAUUGCCUUCCCGUACAAUUCGCUUGAAAGGUUCACCGGGUACAGUUCGCGUCAAAAUACGACCAAGGGCGGCCAUGGAAAAUCGUUCACAGUCUAAACGAAAGCUUGGCCGGACAGACCGGAGUGAGAAGCACGGAGAGAAUAAAGUGUCUACGUUGCCUUUGACAGGAGUUGCCCACAAGUCAGCGGCACCAACUCGGGAACCCUCGCCUCUUCGCCUGGCAGCGAGCAGCGAUAAAUCUCUAGAACGAGAUCUCAGAAGGCUAGGUAUAGAAUAUGAAGAUCUGAACGCUUUCUUAGCCACUCUGCAUGCGGAACACAACACCAUGAAAAUGGCGGUUCAAAACCCUCGCAAUUGGCACCAGGACGUCUCCGAUAUUUCAAGUCUUACCGAAGGCAACGAGGAAUUCCUGGCCCUGCUCAAAAGACGACAAGAAGGGACGUUAGACGAGAUCCAGCAAGCCUGGGACAAGACUGCUGAAGCACUGCUGGCCGCUGAGCCUCCACGUUCGGAUAACCCAGCAUCCACGGCUCUUUUAUGGAGCAAUUUUACAAAUUUUGCUCGAGAUUUCUCGUUCGAUUCCCUUGUCGCCCUCUUUGGCUCCUUCGCGGGUGACGGCCAAUCCUCUACUCCCCCUCUGUCGUCAAGCUGCAUUGAGACACACCCUACCAAACUGCAUCAAUCUGACAGGAAAGCGAAAGGAAGAAUGGCAAUGCCAUCUGGCACGAUGAACUGCUCGCCGGGCUCAAAAUUGGAACCUGAACUGGAAAGCAGUGGGCAAAGCGAUGUGCGACGAAGCAUGCGCUUGCAACAACGCGCUGAGCAAAAAAGGCGAUAG
Molecule: messenger RNA, 2238 nt
Organism: Penicillium mononematosum
Lineage: Eukaryota; Fungi; Ascomycota; Eurotiomycetes; Eurotiales; Aspergillaceae
Exons: 4
Coding region: 1-2238 (745 amino acids)
Source: RefSeq, a predicted model, not a curated record